AUGUCAAGUGGACAAAAAGCAGGAUUGUUGACAAGUAAGGAAAUUCAAGAGGAAGCAGCAAGGGCUCGACAAUUGGAACAAAGGGCAAUGGAACGAUUGGCGGAAGAAAGAAGGAAAAAUAAUGAUGAUGAUGAUGGUGAAGAAACAAUUUAUCGUGAUAGUUCUGGUAGAAAAGUGGAUCCUAAAUUGGCCAAGGCAGAACAAGCAAGACAACGAAAAUUGGAAAUAGAACGACAAGAAAGGAAAAUGGAAUGGGGUAAAGGUCUAGUACAAAGAAAUGAACAAGAUCGACGACGAAGACAACUAGAAGAGGAGGCUCACAAACCAAUGGCUAGGUAUGCAGACGAUGUUGAAUACAAUCAGGGACUUCGAGAUGAAGAUAGAUGGAAUGAUCCUGCGGCGGGGUUCCUUACCAAAAAAUCAAGUACAUCUACUGGGAAAGGAAAACAAAUGGUCAGACCAAAGUACAAGGGUGGAUGGAAACCAAAUCGAUUUAUGAUACCACCUGGAUACCGAUGGGAUGGCGUAGACCGAUCUAAUGGUUAUGAAGAUCAAUUUUUAUUACAGCAAAAUAGUCGAAAAUCCUUAGCAGCUGAAGCUCAUGCAUGGUCUACCGAAGAUAUGUGA
Molecule: messenger RNA, 627 nt
Organism: Halteromyces radiatus
Lineage: Eukaryota; Fungi; Mucoromycota; Mucoromycetes; Mucorales; Cunninghamellaceae
Product: Pre-mRNA-splicing factor of RES complex-domain-containing protein
Exons: 3
Coding region: 1-627 (208 amino acids)
Biological process (GO): mRNA splicing, via spliceosome
Cellular component (GO): RES complex; U2-type spliceosomal complex
Molecular function (GO): RNA binding
Source: RefSeq, a predicted model, not a curated record